UUAUGAAUGACGUCAUUCGUGUCAGGGGUCAGUGGCAGUGUUUCCGCUACUCCUCACGUAACAUUUGCUCUAGAUUUUCGACAAAAUAAUCAUCAUAUGGAACUAAUAAACUUUUAAAAACAUUAAAUAUACAACUAUAAACCUUCAAAGAACACAAACAUGACAGAAGAAGGACGGAUUGUACGCGUUGGAUCAAGAAAAAGUCAGCUUGCACUUAUACAGACACAUGGAGUGGUGGCCAAGCUAAAGACUUUUUUCCCAAAUAUCACAUUCCAAAUCAUUUCCAUGUCCACAACUGGAGAUAAGGUUCUAGAUAAAGCAUUGUCCAAGAUUGGAGAAAAAAGUCUGUUUACAAAGGAACUGGAAUAUGCCUUAGAAGACAAACGUGUUGACUUUGUGGUACACUCAUUGAAGGACCUUCCAACAACUCUACCUCCCGGCAUGGUCAUAGGUGCUGUUUGCAAGAGAGAUAAUCCGCAUGAUGCUAUCAUGCUACACCCAAAACAUAAGGGCAAGACACUGGCUGAUCUACCCAAAGACAGCGUCAUUGGAACCAGUUCACUACGCAGGGCAUCACAGCUACGAAGGAAAUACCCACAUCUCAAAUAUUCAGAUAUUCGUGGGAACCUAAACACGAGGAAGAAAAAGUUAGAUGAAGCAGACAACUAUGAUGCUAUUGUGUUAGCAGUUGCAGGAUUGGAGCGUAUGGGGUGGAGUGAUAGAAUAGAUCAGAUCCUCUUACCAGAUGAGUGUAUGUACUCAGUGAGUCAAGGUGCUGUUGCAGUAGAAUGCAGAGAUGGGGAUCUAGAAACCAUUCGCCUUCUAUCUAAACUUCACCAUUUUGAGACAGUCAUCAGGGUAGUUGCAGAGAGAGCAUUCCUCAGAACUUUGGAAGGAGGGUGCAGUGUGCCAGUUGCUAUACACACAGAGAUCAUUGAUGACAAUCUUUUCAUGAAGGGCGGUGUAUUCAGUAUAGAUGGCACUGAGAGUGUCAUAAUGAAACAAGACACAAGCAUCGCAUCUAAUGAUGAACCACCCACCAAGAAGCUUUCACCCACAUCACCCAAGCAAUAUUCCAGCAUAGUUGCAGAGGGGGAAGACCAAGAUGUCCUGAAUGCAUGUGAGAAACUAGGAAUGGAACUUGCUCAAAAAGUAGGAAAAGCUGGUGGACGCGAUAUAUUAGCUGCUGCAAGAAAAGAGACUGAUGCUGCUAUUCUAGCGCAACAACAAGCACCAUUUUUAAAACAAGACACGCCCAAAGUUGUUUCAUAGUUUUUUUUCUAAGUCAUUUACCAAUAUUAUUUAAUGCUUGACUAAAAUGGAGAAUUUGAUAUAGAGAAACUGAAAUGUCAUGAUUAUUUUUAUUAUUGUGAUAAAACAGAUGCGAUGCAAUAAUAUAAAUGAUGUAAUAGAUGUACUUAAUGUAUCGUUAGUUAGAGGCAAGUGCAACUAAUCGAUGCGAGCCAGAAAAUAAUAGUCAUGUUUGGGGUGGGGGAUGUUUGAGCUCAUAUUGUAUUUUGUUAGCAUGCAUCAUUUUCGAAGCAAGUUUUGAUUUGAAAAGAAUAUGUAUUUGAAAAGGGGUCAGCCUGAAAUGCAAUUGAUAAUCUAAUAAAUCGGGGGGGGGGGCAACAUUGAUUUAUUGAGGUUUCCCUCAGUUCAUAGAAAAUAUCUCAAAUUGAUUAGCCUUUAAUAAAUAUUCUACCAUUGAUAGCAGAAGCAUGCUAGCCUUAAAAACCAAUGCUUUCAUUACUACACAAACAUGACAUGAAAUGCAGUAUUUAGCCCCUGCUAGUUCAAACCACCUUUUGAUAUGGGGGUAAUGUUAUUGGGAUUAGAUGCUCUAAAUAAUGCUAUUGGAGAACUUGCAGCACAAGGGUUAAUAUAUGUAAAUGCAUGUAACUAUGUUUUAAUUGAACCAAAAAGUGUUGACUUAUUGUUUAGCUUUCAUUCAUUUGUUAAUGAAAAUGAAUUUCAGCAUCUGUAACAAUCGUUACACUUUUGUAACCAUUUGCUAUGACUUAACCAAGAGGUUAUAUUUUACAUGUAAAUGAACUAUUUAAAUGUAGAUAUAGUCAAGAAAGUAUACAAGAUAUCUCGGGAGGAUUAACUGGCCACUCGCAAACUUAGGAAUAAUAUUGUGUAUAAUGUUAAUACAAUCUACAACAGUACUGUACAUGAAAACAAGUGUAUGCUAAAGUACGUAAUCUCGGCUAUUUCAUUUGAAAGCAUUUUGUUCUGAGGUUCAGAUUAUGUGUGAGUCAAGUGAUGUCUAAGUCUGGAUAAAGGGUUAUCCUUUGAGUUUUUCUUCAAGUUUUACUUACAUAUACUUUACAUAAAAAGCAAUGUUGUGAUUCUUUAACAUAUGUACAAUGUACAACAAAGUUGUAAAUGACAAAUGUUUUACAUUUAUUUUCUAAUACCAUGGUUUAAGGUUGUACAAAAAUGUUAUAUUAUGUGUUUGUUGUUGCUAUGCUGCAUUGCUAUUUUGUUGCUAUGUUGAUUUGUUAUGUUGUUGCUUUGCUCCAUUGCAAUAUUGUUACUAUUCUGUAUUGCUUUAUUGUGGCUAAAUGGAGAAUAAAAACACUAACGUAUUAAGUCCUUGAUCAGAUUUUAAUGGUUUACACAAGGCUUGUGUGGAAGGGAGAAUAACAUAAAAUAAAUAUAGUGAUAAUUUCUUGAAAAUUCAUAACUGCCAGAUAUUCAGACUAUUUAUUGUUUUACAGUUAAUUGAUUGGAGGAGAUAAUAAGAAUACCUUUAAAUGUGCAUUCACCUUUAAUACAUACAUCUUAUGUAUAUUUACCUUUUAUAUGUACAUCUUAUGUGUACAUAUUUACCUUUAGUAUGUUCAUCUUAUGGGUAUUUCAUUGUAAAAAAGUUCUUGAAAAUGUUAUUCCAAAACGUAAGCAGUGUCCUAAAAUGUUAAAUGAAUCACUCCAUGUGUUUUGAGUUGGGAAAUUUUUAUGUGAGUGGUCCAGAUGAUUUUUAGAGUUUCCAGUAGGGGAAGAUACUGGAGCUAAAUGAAAUCCAAUGAGAUAUUUUAGAAAAAAAUGUUCCUCAAUAUCUUUAUGAAUGAAAGUGCUUGUCAGAGUUGAAAUGUCAUCUGACAAUGUAUAUAGGAUUAUAUACAAUAAGUAAAAACUGAGCCAAUAUAUUAAAUGUAUAUGAAGAAAUAAAAAUGUUAUAUUUUGAGUUGUCAUUAAGGAAAUGAGGCCUUGCUCAAACAGCAUAUACCAACACCAUGUCAUAAGUAGUACAGUAUAUUGAACAUUUGAACAUACAAGCCUUUAUUUGAAUUAAAAGCAUUUUCCCUUGUUUUAUCCAAUGAUCUUAAACAAUGAAACUUUAUAUGGGUUAUUGUUAUGUAUAUAGUUUAAGGUAUCUUGCUUUAACUUAAAUGAAGCUGCAAUAUACAAAUGGCAUAGAGUGAUGUAAAUUGUUGAUUUAUUUUUGGUUGAAUAAUUUUUUAACUGUAUGGACCUAGUGCCUAUAUUGUUGGAAUGAUAACAGAUGCAUAAUGGAUGGACCUCCAUUGUGCAUUGCCUGUCAUGGGUGUAGCCAGGGGGGGGGUGGUGUGAUGGGUGCGAUCGUAACCAUAACCAAUAAAGAUAAAACCAUGAGAAAUAAGAAAAUAGCUUUAAAUGCU
Owenia fusiformis is the source of this 3644-nucleotide messenger RNA. The record is from the annotation of a GenBank genome assembly. NCBI's taxonomy places the organism in Eukaryota, Metazoa, Annelida, Polychaeta, Sabellida, Oweniidae.